Molecule: messenger RNA, 1845 nt
Organism: Acanthochromis polyacanthus (spiny chromis)
Lineage: Eukaryota; Metazoa; Chordata; Actinopteri; Pomacentridae
Gene: polr1e
Product: RNA polymerase I subunit E
Exons: 14
Coding region: 460-1830 (456 amino acids)
Biological process (GO): transcription elongation by RNA polymerase I; nucleolar large rRNA transcription by RNA polymerase I; RNA polymerase I preinitiation complex assembly
Cellular component (GO): RNA polymerase I complex
Molecular function (GO): DNA binding
Source: RefSeq, a predicted model, not a curated record
CUGACUUCACAAUUAGGCCAUUGUUCUGGUGACUAACACUGAGAUUAACUGAUGUGACAAAUUGCAGCCGGGGACAACUGCAUGAUGAUGAGGGUGGAAUACAUGAAGGAACAUUUUGACAUUCAUCAGUUUGAGAAUGAGUGACAAGAUGGAAGAAGAAGCUGAAGACGACUGCAGUGCCUACUAUUUUCUGCUACACUAAGCCUCCCAAGGUGCGAAAGUCUCAGAAGAAGCGGGGCGUCAACUUGCACUAGACCUACUUGUAGAACUGGACACAAGGUUCAUUUGCAAGACCACGGCUACUCUGCCCCUCCACCUGAGGACAGCUCAACUGGUUCUUGUGUAUAAUUUUUAAGUGAUAAACGACAUGGUCAUUCAUCCUCUGCACCAGUGGGUGGCGGUAAUGCAUCAGUUUUCCUAAACGACAAUAAACGUCAGAGAAGAAGAAGAACAAGCCCGAUGACAACAGUCAUGGAUGCCUCCUGCGCGUUCGUGUGCUGCGGAGAGGAGAGAGAUACCGACAAAGCUGUUAUAGUCCGCUUCGCAAAUGGCAGCGUCAAAAACCCAGACAGGCUGGAUUUCUCUUUGUACAAGAACACAGAUGAGACGAACCCAAGAAAAAAGAACAGGCGGAUACUGGUGGCUGAAUCAGACAGACUGUCCUAUGUUGGACACAACUUUGGAGCGGGAUCACUGAAGUGCAACAACCUUUGCAAAUAUUAUGUUGGGGUGUUAAACAAACAGACCAUGCAAAUGGAGGUUCACAACGCUCAACUCUUCAACAUGCAACCAGCUAUACCAGGAGAAACAACAGAUACUGCACAAUCCCAGGACACUACUCAGACCUACAGAGACAAGGUCGACUCAUUGAUUGAGGCCUUCGGCACCAACAAACAGAAGAGAGCUCUGAGCUCCCGCAAGCUCAAUCAGGUGGGCAGUGAUACUCUGCAACAUGCAGUGGACAAGGCUGCCAAGACUGUGAUUAACAAGAAGGGUCUGGAAGCUCUACAACAGGAGGUGGCUGACGCUGAGUCGCAGGGAGAACUGGCUCUCCACCUGCCGCCCUGCAGUGCCGACGCAGACAAACAAGAGAACGUCUAUCCAUUUGAUAACCUGCUGAGUCCAGUCGAGUUUGAAGCUUUGGAAGAAGCCGGUUCUAAGAUGGCAGCAGUCACCUCUGAGGAGCUGCAGAAGAUGAGAGAUGAUGGCGGGUGCCUGAGUGUUGUGAGGCACCUAGAGAACCUGCCAACUGCAGAUGAGGCCAGAGUGAAAACAGCUCGAUGUGCCUUUUACCUUUCUCUGCUCCUUAAACUGGUGCGGCAGAGGAGUAUGACCCGCAAGUUUGGGCAGGAGGAAGGCUGCCCUCGCAUCAUUCAAACCAAACUCUUCAAAACGUUCACUGUGGAGACUUUCAACAGCGGCAGGCUGCAGAACACAGUGUCUGCAUCAAUGCGUGCCAAAAUAGCAGCAUACUGCCUGGCUCUGCUGCUGCAUUUGGGCCACAUGACUGCUGACCUCACAUUACUUCACCGUGACCUGAGAAUCACAGAGGCCAGGAUGAUUGAAGUUGCAAAGUCAAUGGGACUGACCAUAAUUAGACCAGCUCGGGCCAAGGCUGAUGAAGCCGGACUGCAAGAUAACCACACACAGGCCUCUCUUCUUCUACCUCUGGUUAAAUAUGAGCAGUUCACUGAGAGACGGAAGCGCAAAAAAUGCACUGAAGACCAUAAGACAAGACAAGACAAGAAACGGACAGUAAAAAAAGGAACCGCAAGAAUUGAAAAUACCACAAACAAGACUUGUUUAUUAUUGUAUUUUGUAGACAAAUAAAGUGGUAAACUUUGA